CUAGAGAAAAUCGGAAUUAACUAUCGCCUUUUGGUUCAUUGUUAUGUUAAAAUCCCAACUAAGAAGUGGAACAUAAAUAUUAGUUGCAGAUCGCCAGGUUGUCAGAAUAAUUUCUAGAUUUCUAUUUUUAUCUAUUUAUGUAAACAAAUUACCGUGUUUAGUUUGUUUUGAAAGUGUUAAAGUUUGUAUUUCCAUUCAUAUUACAAUGGAUGAAAAACAAUUUGUGUGGACUCCGGAAUUAACUCGAAGAUUAUUUGAAUUACGAUUCGAUAAUGACUGGUUGUUUAAAAAAAAGAAACAACCUUGGAGUGAGUUUCGUGAGAUUUUAAUACAGAAUGGUUUCCCUGAAGAGAUGUCAGUCAAACAUGUCAGGAAGAAAUGGUCAUACACCUAUGAUAUGUACAAAAUUGCCAAAAAGAUGAAAAACAAAGAUUGGAAAUUUUACAAAUUAUUUGAUAAACAUUAUGCCAAGUCAAAAAUAUUGGACAAAUAUGAAUCUUGGAGUGAUGAAUGGCGUCUUAAAUUGAUCACUUGUAUCACAGAAACAAAGGGUCUUAACCUUGAUUUUCUAACAAUGUGGAGGACAGUUGAAAGAGCUAUGCGAUGCCAAGAUCUGCCCAGUGAUUGUUGUGUGCAAGAUAUGAAAGGAUUAUGGCAACACAUACGGACUACAUUUAAUAGAAAACAUCGUUUAAAAAUGAAAAAAGGUGCUGAGCUGACGGAAUGGCCGUUGUAUGACGUCAUGGUGCAAUAUUUCCAAAAAUACGAGCCCGAUCACCUGGUGAACCUCGAGAACGACUCGGCGUACACGUUUUUCCGUAAACAGAGGGACGCGACCAAAUACUGCAAGAGAAAAAGGGGUAUCGACGACAAUGACAACGAGAAUGAAUUUCAAUGGUCAAAAGAUAUAACGGAGUCGUUCAUUCAAGUUAGACUGCAGAACGACUGGCUGUUCAGGGAGAGGAAAUGGGCGUGGAAUGAUUUGUUGAAGAUAAUGUUAGAGGAGCACGGUUUUCCAAAAACUUUGACGUCGAGGGAGAUCGGUCGUAAAUGGGCAGCUACCUUCGGCGAAUAUCAAAAAGCUAAGGCAACGAAUAACAAAUCUUGGGUGUACUACACGAUAUUCGAGUUGUACUUGGGCGAAGGAAGUCUUAGUUUGAACCCUCUCGUCGGAUGGCAGGAAGAGUGGGUGUUCAACUUGAUCAGCGCGCGGACGGAUCUGGAACACAUGUUCGACAACUACUUGAGAGAUCCCAGCUCCGCCUGGAGGGAAGUGGAGAAGCGGCUUAGAGUAGUCGGGCUGCCGUUGGACCACAGCCUCCUAGAUCUGCCCGAAAUAUGGACGCAUUUAGUCAGAACGUUCAAGUGGAAAAGGAAAUUUGCAAAAAAAGGCAUGUUGACCGAACACUGGCCUUACUUCGAAGCGAUGGCGAGGUACAUAGAAAUGCAAGACAAAAAGCCCGUGAAAAAACAAAAACGCGAGAUAAUACACUCCGACGACGGCGACGGCAAUGACGAUUACGAGGAUGAUAUGAAACUGUUCGAUAUUAAGAGGCAGAUGGAGGCGCAAGUGAAGCCCAAAUGCGAGUAUGAAGAUGCGAACCAGUGCAGGGCGUGUUACAGUGAGGAUGGAUGCGUGGAUAUUUUCAGUGAGAAGGACGAAGACGAUAUCGAUGUCGCGUACAAGCUGAGGGUUGUUGGAGGGAUUCAGGUGGACAAAUCAGACCAUCUGCCGUCGCAAAUAUGCUUAAAUUGCCUCCAAGAACUCGACAACGCGUUCAAAUUCAGGCGAAGAUGUCAAGAUUCCGACAAACAGUUUAGAAAUAACGCACACAACAUCAAAAUCGAAAUAGACAGGGUAGAUGAAAACGAACAAGGGAAUAAUUAUAUAAAUAGGAACCGUAGGGAUGAUAAUGAUGCAAAUAGUACAAAAGGAUUCGAUAAUGACGACAUGGACAUAUUCGAUUCAGAACCAAUAACAAACACUAAACACGAAAAAGCUGUUGUCAAAGCGGAGAAGAGGAUGAAAAGGAAGAAACGAAGAAUGCGCAAGUUGAACUACGACUAUAGCAAGAUAUGCGAGAUCUGCGGGAAGCACACGCGGAACCUGGUCAGCCACCUCGACGCACACACCACCGGCAAGACGUACUCCUGCGACGUUUGUGAGAAGAGGUUCAAGUUCAAGAGCGGCCUCAUCAUACACAAGGCGGUGCACGACCCCACGCCCAAGAAGACCUGCGAGGUGUGUGGGAAGACUUUCCACGUGCUGGCACAGUACAGGAGGCAUUUCGUAUACCACGCCAACGAGAGGAAGUUUGAGUGCGAGACCUGCGGGAAGAGGUUCAACACGAGCGAUAUAUUGAAGGUGCACAACAGGACGCACACCGACGAGCGGCCCUUCAGCUGCCAGGAGUGCGGCAAGUCCUUCCGCACCGCCGGCUGCGUCAGCAGGCACAAGCGCAUCGUGCACAGGCAUGUACGGCAGAAACCUAAAUAAACAUCCACACGGCC
This is a messenger RNA of Manduca sexta (tobacco hornworm), 2511 nucleotides long. RefSeq lists its product as uncharacterized. Gene Ontology annotation, biological process: regulation of transcription by RNA polymerase II. Gene Ontology annotation, molecular function: zinc ion binding; DNA-binding transcription activator activity, RNA polymerase II-specific; RNA polymerase II cis-regulatory region sequence-specific DNA binding. The transcript has 14 exons. Gene Ontology annotation, cellular component: nucleus. The coding region runs from base 206 to 2497 and encodes 763 amino acids. The record is from RefSeq and is a predicted model, not a curated record. NCBI's taxonomy places the organism in Eukaryota, Metazoa, Arthropoda, Insecta, Lepidoptera, Sphingidae.